This is a messenger RNA of Capsicum annuum, 870 nucleotides long. RefSeq lists its product as uncharacterized. NCBI's taxonomy places the organism in Eukaryota, Viridiplantae, Streptophyta, Magnoliopsida, Solanales, Solanaceae. Bases 1 to 870 code for a protein of 289 amino acids. The record is from RefSeq and is a predicted model, not a curated record. The transcript is spliced from 3 exons.
AUGAAGGAAUUAAUAAAGCAGUUUAUGGCUCAACAAGGGCAAUUUGCAACUAAAAUUAAGACUCAACAGGCACAGUUUGCAGCUGAGUUAAAGAGUCAACAAUUGCUUACGAGAAAUCUAGAAUUACAACAGGGCCAAAUUAUAGGAGCACAAAAUACAAAACCUCAAGAAGCAUUACCUAGCGAUACAAAGAUAAAUCCCAAGCAGGUAAAUGUGGUUACAACAAGGAGUAGGUUGCAAACUAAGGAGACAGUUCAGAAGCAAGUUAGUCUUCCAAUCAAUGAUGAGGAGAAGAAAACUCUUCCCUUACCAUUUCUACAAAGGGCAAGGAAGCAUCAAGAGGAGGCGAGUUACAAGAAGUUCUUAGAUCUUCUGAAGCAGGUUCAAGUGAAUCUUCCUCUUGUUGACAUUCUACAAAGUGUGCCAAAAUAUGAAAAAUACUUAAAAGACAUAGUUGCGAGUAAGAAUCAGUUGACCGAAUAUGCUACAACCAUUUAUGCACGUGGAUUUUGUGACUUGGGAGCUAGCAUAAAUCUUAUGCCCACAUCGUGGUACUGGAAGGUAGGUCUUGGGAGUCCCAAACCUACCACUAUUAUUUUACAGUUGGGAGAUCGAUCACUUGCUAGGACGGAUGGCAUUAUUGAAGAUGUGUUGGUGCAAGUAGGAUCUUUAAUCUUUUCGGUGAAUUUUGUAAUUCUUGACUUUGAGGCUGAUCCUGUGGUUCCAUUUAUUUUGGGACAAUCCUUCUUAGCAAUGGGAAAGUCACUAAUUGAUGUAGCAGUUGGGAAAAUGAAAAUGCGAGCGCUUGAUAAAGUAGAAGUAUUUGAUAUGUAUAAGACGCUGAAACUGCCAGCUAUAUAUGAGGAGUAG